Messenger RNA from Closterium sp. NIES-67, 2986 nucleotides. Lineage: Eukaryota; Viridiplantae; Streptophyta; Zygnematophyceae; Desmidiales; Closteriaceae. The record is from the annotation of a GenBank genome assembly.
CGUCCAUUCAAUCCAGGAAUUUUCAGCAGCAGUCCCUGAUUUGCCGCACUUGCCGCUACUAGUCAAAGUCCUAGCACCGUUCCUGGCGGCGGGGGACUGAUCCCUUCAUUGCAGUUAGACAUAACUUCCUCGCACUUGCGGUUCGUUGCGUGCGGUUCGUUGCUUGCCGUUCCUUCUGCAGAUUCGCUCCAUCACGUUGAGCGCCUCAUGCACUUGGUUGCGGAUAUCUACCUGUUGGCCCCCGUUUUUCCGCGGACUGGUGGCUUUGUUGCCGGCAGACUGUAGCACGCACCGCUGUAGCUCGCACCAGCCUUAGUACUGCGCAAGGGAUUUAGCACGUGGCAGCUUUUAGUGCUUGUUAUCCAGGGCAGGCGAGGACCGACCGGGCGAGGACCGACCGGCCAUUAUGAACCGUCAGGAGCAGAUAGAGGAACGCGCGGGGAGCGAAGAGGCCGAGAGGCUGCAUCCAGACGGUCCAUCUGCAGCCAUUCACAUGAACGGCCACGCUAAUGGCCACGCAGAGAGUCACGAAACAACUCGGAUGCUAAACGGCGACUCUCACGUCGUGGUUGACGUUGACGGUAACGCUAACGGUAACGGACUGGCGACCGUUGGCGCUGAAAUCUCCGCGAAGCAACACUCGAAGGGGAGCAGGAGGGGAGGAGGAGAUGGGGAGGGGGGAGAGGAGGGAGGGGAUGGGUGUGAGGGAGGAGAGGGGGGAGGGGGAGGAGGGAGAGGCAUGGGGGGGAUGUACCAUCGCAAGAGCAGGGUGAUGGAUAAGAGCCACACGAUGAGCGGAUACUGCAAAAAGAACAUCACCGAUACAAUCACAGUCAAGUUUAAGGACGUGCGCUACAAGGUCCAGGUUUCCAAGCCCGGCUCCUGGGACCCGCGCCACUCCUGCCUCCCCACGCUCCCCCCUCUCCCCGCGUUCCUCACCCCCAAGCGCGGGGAAAUCGCGGGCGGGGGAGGCGCGGGGGGAGGAGGCGCAGGGGGAGCGGCGGAAGGGGAGGCGGGGGGGAAAGGGGGAGCGGAGGUGCGGGAGAAGGAGAUUCUGCACGGGAUAAGCGGGAGCGUGGCGCCAGGGGAGGUGUUAGCUAUGAUGGGGCCAUCUGGGGGAGGUAAAACGACGUUUCUGAACGUGCUGGGAGGGCGGUUCAAGCAGGCGAACAUGGCGGGGACGUUGACUUACAACGACCUGCCUUAUAGCAAGGCGCUCAAGAGAAAGUUGGGCUUUGUGACGCAGGACGACAUCUUCUUCCCCCACCUGACCGUGCGAGAGACCCUCAUGUACGCCGCGGUGCUGCGGCUCCCCAAGGAGUUGAACUGGGCGGAGAAGGUGCAGCGCGCCGACGAAGCAAUUACCGAGCUUGGGCUGGACAAGUGCCGCAACACAGUCAUAGGCGGGCCGUUCCUUCGCGGCAUCUCAGGCGGGGAGCGCAAGCGCGUGAGCAUAGGCCACGAGAUCCUCAUCAACCCGUCCAUGCUGCUGCUGGACGAGCCCACCUCCGGCCUGGACUCCACCACCGCCCUCCGAAUCAUCCAAGUCAUCCAGAACCUUGCCAAGUCCGGCCGCACCGUCAUCACCACCAUCCACCAGCCGUCCUCGCGGCUCUUCCACGCUUUUGACAAGCUGCUGCUCUUAUCGGAGGGGAAUGCGAUAUUUUUCGGGCAGGCGGCGGCUGCCAUGGGGUACUUUGGGGGGCUGGGGUUUGAGCCGCUGUUUGCGACCAACCCGGCGGAUUUUUUGUUGGAUCUGGCGACGGGGACGACGGCGGAUGUGAGCCUGCCGGCUGUGUUUGGGGAGAGCGAGGAGUGGAAAGGGAAGAGCGUGCCGGAGCAGCAGCACGACGUGAAAGAGUUCGUGGCGCGCGCUCACAUGGAGCAGCAGCAGCUGUUGGUGCACGCUGAGCUGGCAGGGCUGCCUGCCAGCUCGGAUGCCGACCAGAAGAGCGUGCUGCAGAGGAGGGGGUGGACGGCGCCCUGGCUGCUGCAGUUCUCGGUGCUGUGGACCCGAGGGCUCAAGGAGAGGAGACAUGAAGCGUUAUCCCCUCUACGGUUCUACCAGUUCUCGGUGCUGUGGACCCGAGGGCUCAAGGAGAGGAGACAUGAAGCGUUAUCCCCUCUACGGUUCUACCAGGAGAGGAGACAUGAAGCGUUAUCCCCUCUACGGUUCUACCAGGUGAUAGCGCUGGGGCUCAUCUGCGGCAUGCUGUGGUUUGGCUCGGAGCGCAACACCGCCAUGGAGAUUCAGGAUCAGGUGGGGCUGCUCUUCUUCAUCUCUAUCUUCUGGGGCUUCUUCCCUCUCUUCGCUGCUAUCUUCACCUUUCCCCAGGAGCGUGCCAUACUGGCGAAGGAGAGAGCCAGCGACAUGUACCGCCUGUCGGCGUACUACCUGAGCCGCACGCUCUCGGACCUGCCCAUGGAGUGGCUGCUCCCCACCAUCUUCCUCCUCAUCGCCUACUUCAUGGCAUCGCUCAAGCUCACUGCCGCAGCUUUCUUUGGACUGCUCUUCUCCACCUACCUUAUUGUGACUACAGCGCAGGGCUGUGGGCUCUUCCUUGGAGCAGCAGUGAUGGACGUCAAGGUCGCCACCACACUCGCAUCCGUGCUGCUCCUGACCUUCAUGCUGGCGGGCGGCUACUACCUGCAGUCCAUCCCGCCCUUCAUCUCGUGGAUCAAGUACAUCUCCUUCACCUACUACGCCUACCGUCUCAUCAUCAAGACGCAGUUCUCCCCCUCCGACACGUUCCAGUGCGGCCCGCCGAGCGAUCCGGCAGCUCUGAUUUGUCCUAUUUCGGCUGCGCCGUCGUUUAGGGGGUUUUCAGUGGCGGAUGCAUGGGUGGAUGUGCUGGCGCUGCUAGCACAGGUGGUGUUUUAUAGAGUGCUCGGGUACUUCGCACUAAGGAGGAUGAAGACGAAUGUGUAGAUGUAGUGCAUGGAUUUUGUUGGAAAUUAUCAAAGGACUUACAUACAUUUUCGAAGU